Messenger RNA from Xyrauchen texanus (razorback sucker), 941 nucleotides. It is a transcript of the gene csnk2b, whose product is annotated as casein kinase 2, beta polypeptide. The coding region runs from base 72 to 719 and encodes 215 amino acids. Gene Ontology annotation, molecular function: protein kinase regulator activity. Gene Ontology annotation, cellular component: protein kinase CK2 complex; cytoplasm. The transcript has 7 exons. NCBI's taxonomy places the organism in Eukaryota, Metazoa, Chordata, Actinopteri, Cypriniformes, Catostomidae. The record is from RefSeq and is a predicted model, not a curated record.
CUCCAAACAGCGUUCAGUCGUAUCGCUGCAGCUAAGAUCAUCGACCCCGGGAGGUCCUUGAGUUUCCCAACAUGAGUAGUUCAGAGGAGGUAUCGUGGAUUUCUUGGUUUUGUGGUCUGAGGGGAAAUGAGUUUUUCUGUGAGGUAGAUGAGGACUACAUUCAGGAUAAGUUUAAUCUUACGGGGCUCAAUGAGCAAGUUCCCCAUUACAGACAAGCGCUGGACAUGAUUCUGGAUCUUGAACCUGAUGAGGAGUUGGAGGACAACCCCAAUCAGAGUGACCUGAUUGAGCAGGCUGCUGAGAUGCUCUAUGGGCUGAUCCAUGCGCGGUAUAUCCUCACUAACCGCGGUAUUGCCCAGAUGCUGGAGAAGUAUCAACAGGGGGACUUUGGCUAUUGCCCACGUGUUUACUGUGAGAAUCAGCCAAUGCUGCCUAUUGGGCUCUCUGACAUACCUGGAGAAGCCAUGGUGAAGCUUUACUGCCCUAAGUGUAUGGAUGUGUACACGCCAAAAUCGUCCAGGCACCAUCACACUGAUGGAGCCUAUUUUGGUACUGGCUUUCCCCACAUGCUCUUCAUGGUGCAUCCUGAGUACCGGCCAAAGAGGCCUGCAAACCAAUUUGUGCCCAGGCUCUAUGGUUUCAAGAUUCAUCCAAUGGCUUACCAGCUACAGCUGCAGGCAGCCUCCAGUUUCAAGAGUCCCGUCAAAGCGAUCCGCUAAUAACCUGAAGAGGGGGUAGGAUUGGGAUCGGGUGGGUGAUAGUCUGUCUGUCUACAUGGCCCCACUCUUCUCUUACAUUUUUGUUAAAGAUUCGACCAAGACCCAUGUCUAAAUAUGGAGAGAGUCAGACUGUAAAACAGACUUUGCAGAGAACAGAAACCUUACCUCUGAAACACUGUACAGAAAAUGAGGUUUUCCUUGUAAAAAAAAAACAAUUUCAGU